GUUUUCUUUACGUCCUGUGGUAUCAAUUCAAUACAGACUUGGCCACAUACGGACAUUUUCAUUUGUUUCGGGCGCCACAAGAGGUGCCAAUGCACUGAGUUUAAAGCAGAAAGAUAUAGUGUGGAUGACUCACGGUCAGUCCGCACAAUGGAACAAAACAAAUAUACAUCAAAUAAGUUCGACAAACACUCUUUUCUUCCACAAACUGGCACGUCUUUAUUCUACAAUGGCUGAAAAAUCCACUAAAAUCAUGGUUGUUGGCACUGGUGCUGUUGGCUCCAUUUACGCAUGGCGCCUGGCUAAGACUGCUCAUGUCACUACUGUAUGCCGUUCAAACUACGAGAUUGUUAAGAACACUGGACUAGAAAUUGACUCCAAGAAAUUUGGAAAGGAAAUAUUCAAGCCUGACAACGUUGUUCGUACUGUAGCUGAAGGUGUCGCAUCUGAGCCUUUUGACUAUAUCGUUGUAACUCUCAAAGCACUUCCUGAGGUCUACAACGUUGCAGAGAUUAUUGCGCCUGCUAUAACCAAAGGAAAGACAACCGUAGUCUUAAUUCAGAAUGGAUUAGGUGUCGAAGAACCAAUUACCCAAGCUUUCCCCGAGAACCCAAUCGUCUCUAUUGUUGCUUACAUCGGUACUUCUCAAAUUAGCCCUGGUCAAAUUCUCAUGGUUGGUGAUGAAUCGUUGAUUGUCGGAGACUACAAGAAUGCCCCUGUUGAUUCCACCGCUCAACGUGAGAAAUUUGCUGGUAUUCUUGAAAAGGGAGGCGUAACUGUUCAAAAGGUUGACGAUGUUGAACGUGUUCGCUGGCAAAAGCUUUUCUGGAACGCAUCUUUCUCCCCUGUCUGUGCUGUAACACAAAUGACUACUUCUGAUGUACUUCGCAACAAGGAAGCUAUGAAGAGCGUUAAGAAUCUUAUGAGUGAAGUUAUCCAGGCUGCUAAUGCUAUGGGUUAUGACUUUAAUGAAAAAGAACAGAUGGCUACCAUGAUUGAGAGAACCGAAGCUACUGCACUGAACUAUAAGCCUUCCAUGCAACUUGAUCUUGAACGUGGUCAGCCAAUGGAAGUUGAGGUGAUCCUUGGUACCCCUUUGCGUCGUGCUAUUUCCAAGGGCCUUAACGUUCCUCAUUUGGAAAUGAUGCAUGACUUGUGUAGUGCCAUCAAUUCUCAUACUAUGCAUGAAAAGGCACAACUAUAGAUAGAAUAUAAUUACACCCAAGACCAAAAGGUUUGUUAAGUACAGCCACAAUCAUUAAAUAAUAUGCUUGAAAACUCAGAGAUUUUGUGGAUCAGCACUGCAUUAUAUUACUUCCUUUUAGUCAACCUUAUUUAAAUACUUUGGUGUGGUUAGAAUGAAAUAUCCCCCGACUAUCCUGAUAGUUAUCCCAUACCCCACACCAUAUAAAAAUUUAUUAAAACCACCUAUUUAUCAAUUUUUACGCU
Phycomyces blakesleeanus NRRL 1555(-) is the source of this 1446-nucleotide messenger RNA. RefSeq lists its product as hypothetical. Gene Ontology annotation, cellular component: cytoplasm. Bases 227 to 1201 code for a protein of 324 amino acids. The transcript has 6 exons. NCBI's taxonomy places the organism in Eukaryota, Fungi, Mucoromycota, Mucoromycetes, Mucorales, Phycomycetaceae. The record is from RefSeq and is a predicted model, not a curated record. Gene Ontology annotation, biological process: pantothenate biosynthetic process. Gene Ontology annotation, molecular function: 2-dehydropantoate 2-reductase activity.